Messenger RNA from Misgurnus anguillicaudatus (oriental weatherfish), 3489 nucleotides. The record is from RefSeq and is a predicted model, not a curated record. Lineage: Eukaryota; Metazoa; Chordata; Actinopteri; Cypriniformes; Cobitidae.
AAUAAUGUGAGAAAUUCAGUGCUUGCAUAUGAACUUGAAAACUGAUUUCUGAUUGAUUUUCCUGAAGGUUCUGCAGAAGAAGAACAAUGGCAAUGAACGCAGCAUCACAGCCCAGCCGAAUGGACCGCAACAGUAGCUACCUUCAGCUGGUGGAUGCUUUCACAUGGUCACUGGGAACACUGGAGCAGCAAAUGGUUCAUGCACAAGAAACAGAUGAUGAUCCAGUCAAAGAUACAAAUCCCUCUUUACUCAUAGAGAUAGAGGGAGCGAUGACCAGUGUGUGUCUACAGUAUCCUGCUGCUGAUGGUGUGGGUACGAGUCUGAGUGUGUUGGAUAAACUGAUACACACACACCCCAUCUGGCUUCUGCUUUCUAUCGACCAGCACGAGGUCACUAACAUCCUACUAAAGCAACCAACUGGGGUAUUUCUGGUGUGGAGGUCACCUGUCCUUCAGAAGAAAGUCUUAUCUUUCCACAUGGAUGGAACUUCAGACUCCAUCAUUCACGUCCCAGUCAAGGAGAGCCAGUAUACAUUUUCUCUGGAGGAAUCGGGAAUUGGUUUCGCUGACCUCUUUCACCUUGUGGCCUUUUAUUGUAUAAGCAGGGACAUACUGCCGUGCACUUUAAAGCUUCCAGAAGCCGUUUGUUUAGCCGAAACACUAUCUGAUCUGAAUGAGGUGACCCAGCGAGGGGCAGCAUUCUGGAAGUCAUCUCUCAACAAUCAACACGGGACACUUGGUAUUUCAGAAAGUCCUCUUGUUCAAGAGGAACCGCUGAUCUCCUUGCCCGGUAACUGUCCUGAGGAUCCAUCUCACUCCUGCUCAAAUACAUCAAAAGGUGUGAAAAGUUGCUCCAGCAGUGCUUUGUCUUUUACCAACCCGGUCUUCCUUCAGACGCAACAAGUGAUCGCAAAAGACCCAACAGCAGCCAACGGAAAAUCCCGUCCACCUCCUCCACCUAGACCUCCUCCACCUCACAUUUUGAUUGAUACACCUACUGCACCUCCAAGUCCGAGGACUAUGCCUUUAAGCAUCGGCUUUAACAGACUAAGUCAGAGAUCACAGGCUAGCACCAUGUCCAAGGGAUCCAAACAACCUUGUACCAAGAACCCUCCUCCGCGACCUCCUCAAGCGCCAGACAUUGACAGUUACCGUUGCACUAUCGCUUUGGAUGAUGAUACCAUCUCUAGAGCCCUAUCUCGAGCCAAUCUGCCCCAUACUCCUUUAAACCAAACCAGCAACAACAUCCUGCGACAAUGGACAGGACUAGAAGAGAAAGGGCGAAGUUCAAGUGGCCGAAGUUUGUCCACGUCCUCGUCCGACUCCUUGGAUUCUUCCCCACACCCUCUUCCUUUGAACCUGUCCCAGAGCACGGGUCAAAGGCUCUCCACGGACGACAGCAGUGAUGAAUACGACGAAGAAGAGGAAGACUACGGUGUUGGAUUAGAGAGAGACUUACAUCUCCGGCUACGUAGUUCCCACAAGUCAAGGAGACUCCUGGCGGUGGAAUUAGCGGGGGCUCGUCCGAGAUCGUUCGUCAUCUUUCCGCGGGCAUUAAGGGGACACUUCCGUAAGGUCCGGGGUGUCCUCAAAGUCUUGGCUACACCUGAGAGACGCAUCUUGCUACAGAUCAUUGAGCUGGCCCAGGACAAAGGCUCCUACUUUGGUUGCCUGGUGCAGGACUACUUGAGCUAUGUGCAGGAGAACAAAAACUGCCUCACGUCUUGUCAGGAUCUUCUGCAGACGAUUCGCCAGUUCAUGACCCAGAUGAAGGCCUAUCUCAUACAGAGCUCAGAGAUAAACCCACCUAUUGAAUCUUACGUACCCGAGGACCAGAUUGAUGCAGUAUUGGAAAAGGCAAUGCAUAAAUGCGUGCUGAAACCUCUGUACGGUUCGGUGCAGUCGGCCCUGCAUGAUUGCCAGGUGUCCAGCGGGGAGUGGCGGAGACUGCAAGAAAAUCUGGCCCUGGCCAAGACCAAACAGCCCAGAGAACUGGGGGCAAACGCAACAAGACCACCAGACACCCACGCCAUUAACCGGAUCCGCAGAAAACUGGCAGCCAUGUGCAGGAUGUACUCGCCCGAGCAAAAGAUCGUGGUGCUGUUGAAAGUGUGCAAACUCAUCUACAAUAUUAUGCAAGAUCACAAAGUGCGACUGUUCGGAGCGGAUGAUUUCCUGCCCAUGUUGACAUAUGUGUUGGUCCAGUGUGACAUGCCUCAGUUGGACACAGAGAUCUUGUACAUGAUGGAGCUGAUAGAUCCACCAUUGCUACAUGGAGAAGGAGGUUAUUACCUCACCAGUGCAUAUGGAGCAAUGUCACUGAUUAAGAACUUCCAGGAAGACCAGGCUGCCCGAAUCCUCAGCUCUACAACACGUGACACACUCCACCAAUGGCACCAAAGACGCACCAUGCAGAGAAAUCUGCCCUCUGUGGACGACUUUCAGAAUUACUUGCGUGUGGCUUUGCAAAAGGCAGACAGCGGCUGCACGGCUAAAACCCUGCAGGUACGGCCCUACACCACCACAGAAGAGAUGUGUCGUCUUUGUGCCCACAAAUUCGCCGUGUCCGAUCCUGAAAACUACGGACUUUUUCUCUACACGGGCGACAGCAGCCAGCAGCUAGCCGCAGACACGUACCCUCAGAGGAUUAAGGCAGAAUUACACAGUCGGCCAAACCCUCCAUCAUUUCACUUUGUCUACAGAAAGACACAAACAUAAAAGGCAUUCCUGCCUAACAGCAUCGUGGGAGCUGCCUUAAAGACCAAAGGUUUUGCCUUUUUGGCAAAACCAGAAAGACUUCGGUGUAGCGUAAAUGCAAGACAUUGCCUCAAUAGCAGGAAAAUGUGUGUGCGACUUUUAGGAAUGUGUAGUGCUAAAUGAAAGAAAAUUAUUAGACUUAAAGUCUUUAAAAGAGUUGUUCAGGUAAGGUCAGAGGAGAUAACUAAUAGUUCUCACAACAAACAUUUAUUGAUUUGGGCCUUUUAAUGCUUUAUAAAAGUAAUGAUACACAAAGUGAUACCAAAUGUUUGAAAGAAAUGUUUUGUAAUAGAUACAACCACUGAAAAAUGUAAGAGACCACCCCAGUUUUGGAACAGUUCCUAAAAUACAUUAUUGUUGUUUAGUAUUGUAUUUUAACUUUUUUGUCUGUUUUCAGUUUUUUUUUUUUUUUGGCAAAUAAAUGCAAUAAUACUUUUUUUAUUUAAUAUUUGGUAGAAAUGUUCACAGAGACAAAAUUCCUUUUAUCUAAACAAAUACCUAUAAAUAGUAAAUACAAAAAAACAGAAAACAUUGUUGAAGUGGUCUCUUAAUUUUUACAUGGCUGUAUAUUAUGUGUUUGGCAUUAUCCGAAAUAUGGUAUUGAAUCCUGAGGGGAAGAUGAGUCUAUUCAAACCUAUUUUAUUCUGUAUGUAUUCAGUUUAUUGUGUACCUCUCUCCAAAAAAGCUCCUUAAUAUAUUUUUGGUUUCAAUUAUUAUAAAUGUAUAUAUAUAU